Messenger RNA from Linum trigynum, 2298 nucleotides. The record is from the annotation of a GenBank genome assembly. Lineage: Eukaryota; Viridiplantae; Streptophyta; Magnoliopsida; Malpighiales; Linaceae.
GACGAGAAUUCUUGAAUUACCUCGACGUAAUUAAAUUUGAUAUAGUUUUAAAGUGGCAACUGGCAAGUCAUUGUUUAAGCAGCUCCGUGGAAAUUGUCAAGUUGCCAUCUCUUAAUCCGCAAAGAAUUGUCAAGUUGCUUCCCCAAAAGAAAAAACAAACAAUUACAUGACUUAGCAAUUAGGGGUCAAACUGUGACUUUCCCAUCUACUGUAGUUUGGUUCCAGAUCUGGAAUUCAGUCUCCAGGUUGGAGGAAUCAAGAGCUGAAAGAGCAGGAACGAAUCAAACACCAGUUUGUAGCUCUGCUCUGCUCUGCUCUGCUCUGUUUUCCUCAGCAAAGCCUUCUUGUUUCGGUUUACUCGCGAAGCUCCGGAGGAGAUGGGGUUGGUGGGCAUCCCAGAAAACGGGAAAGGAGAAAUGGGUCUGGAUUUGGGAGCCAAGAACAAGUACAGGAGGAUGGAUUCCGAGCUCGCCGACGCCGAUUUCGACGACGCUUCUGAUUACAUCCAUCAGCAACAGAGGAAGAACAGCACGAGGAAGUACGUUCUCGCUUGCGCCGUCUUCGCUUCUCUCAACUCCGUCCUCCUCGGCUACGAUGUAGGAGUGAUGAGCGGGGCAAUCCUAUUCAUCCAGGAAGAUCUACACAUAACCGAGGUACAACAAGAAGUCCUCGUCGGAAUCCUAAGCAUCGUCUCCCUCUUCGGCAGCUUAGCCGGCGGAAGGACUUCCGACCACAUCGGCAGGAAAUGGACAAUGGGGCUGGCCGCCGUCGUCUUCCAAUCCGGAGCAAUCGUGAUGACAUUCGCUCCGUCGUUCCAGAUCCUAAUGAUCGGCCGAUUUCUCGCCGGGGUCGGAAUCGGAUUGGGAGUUAUGAUAGCUCCCGUCUACAUCGCCGAGAUCUCCCCAACCGUCGCCAGAGGAUCCCUCACUUCUUUCCCCGAGAUCUUCAUCAACCUGGGGAUCUUGCUCGGCUACGUCUCCAACUACGCGUUUUCGGGCCUCUCGGUCCACACAAGCUGGAGAGUAAUGCUCGCCGUUGGAAUCCUGCCAUCGAUUUUCAUCGGCUUCGCGCUCUUCAUCAUCCCCGAAUCGCCCAGAUGGCUCGUGAUGCAGAACCGAAUCGAGGAAGCUCGAUCCGUCCUCGUGAAAACAAUCGACGACGAGAACGAAGUCGACGAUCGGCUUGCCGAGAUUCUAGUUGCCGCCAACGCCGGAAGUUCUUCAUCCACGGGCGAUGAUAAUAACAAUAAUAAUCACAGCAAGCACGAGCAGAAGGCGGUGUGGCGAGAGAUGUUAAGCCCUUCCCCUGCUUUGCGAAGAAUGUUGGUCACAGGGUUUGGGAUCCAGUGUUUCCAGCAGAUUACAGGUAUCGAUGCAACCGUCUACUACAGCCCUGAGAUCUUGAGAACGGCCGGAAUCACGGACAACACGAAGCUUCUUGCGGCAACGGUGGCGGUGGGGGUUUCGAAGACGCUUUUCAUCAUGGUGGCGAUUCUGCUGAUCGAUAAGGUCGGGAGGAAGCCAUUGUUGUACGUGAGCACGAUUGGGAUGACUGUUUGUUUGUUCAGCCUAGGGUUCACGCUGACGGUGAUGGGCCAGGGAGCGGUUGGGAUUGGGCUGGCGAUCUUCUUCGUGUGCGCGAAUGUGGGCUUUUUCUCAGUGGGGAUUGGGCCGGUUUGCUGGGUCGUGACGUCGGAGAUAUUUCCGCUGAGGCUACGAGCGCAGGCGGCGGCGCUGGGAGCGGUGGGGAAUAGGGUUUGCAGUGGGGUGGUGGCGAUGUCGUUUCUGUCGGUGUCGAAUGCUAUAACCGUCGGCGGGACGUUCCUGGUGUUCGCGGCGGUGUCGGCGGUUUCGGUGGCGUUUGUGUACUGGCUGGUGCCGGAGACGAAAGGGAAGUCGUUGGAGGAGAUUGAGGUGUUGUUCGAGAGCGAGCGUGGGUGGCGUGGAGGCGGGAAGGGCGAGGUGGAGAUGGGAGACGCAGAGCAUCUCGUGCAGAAUGAAUGAGAAGAAGGGCAGAACGUAUUAAUGGCGAUUCUGAGCAGAGUUGGCUGCUGCGAAAGGGAAGAGUGAGGAAUCGGCAGCGCAGAAACAGAAGGAGAGGAGAGUUAAGCAGGCAUUGGUUGGUUGGGAGGGAUAAAGCUGUUCUUGGCUUCUGGGUUUCAAUUGGUAAAAUCUUGCUGUCCAGGGAAAUGGGGAAUUUGAUUGUACUCAUUGUUAUAUGUUUAUAGAGGAAAUGGUAAGGAUUGUUUCUCUGUAAUCUUGCCAUUUAGAGUACGGUGUAAAUCGCAGAGGUAAAGAU